GGGUAAGGCUAUUCAAAGUUUACAGUUUAAUUAAAUCGAUUUAUUAUGAAGGUAGCGCCCUAGUUUGAGUAUUCUGUUCUGAAAUGGCAUAGUUAAUAAAAGAUAACCAAUAAAAUGAAAUUUUAGACCAGAAUUUGGAUUUUUUAUUAAAAGGGGUCUUGAAAUGUUUUUCGGCGUUUGAUGCGACAACAACAAGUUUAAAUGGCAACCAAACAGCGUAUUCCAAUUUCUCGCUCCAAAAUUCCGGGGUUCCAGUCUGCCUCUAGACUACCUCGUACCAAAUUCUCUCCUCGCUCGUCACAAGAAGGAAGCCCAAACGAGCCACACGGAGGUGCUAUACGUACGAAAUACAACACUUUUCCAAAAACAAACAACACCCAUUGUGGGGUGCCAGACAAUAUCGCGUUUUCUGCGAAAAAUUUCGACAAAAACGGAAAUAAAGAUUUCGACAAAAAAAUCUCCGGCAACACUGUGAGUGCAAUUCUCGGAUCCCCCGGCGAUUCUUCUGUUGAUUUUGAAGAUAACUGUGAAGUAGUAUCACUGUGUUCUGCUGAGCCAUCACCUGUUAAACAAGACCCUUCCAGCCAUUCCGAAAGAGAAGAAAUAAUCAACGGGCAUCACUCUGACUUCUGUUUUGACCGAGAAAUUGAAAACUCCGUUCAGUUUGAAAACCUUGCGCCCGAUCUAAUCGCGUUUAAGCGUUUCCAAGAAAUAAGUCGCUCUUCUAGCCCAGUAACCUCUAUUGUGUCCAGUGAGGGCGAAAGCACAGCACGUGCUCGAUUACCUCUUCCAUCAGCUGCUGCAAAAAGCCGGCCAAAUACAGCUAGAAAACCGCAGUCGCGGCUCGCAACUCGAACUAAAAGUAAUUCGCCAAAAUUCGGAAAAAAUAAUUCCCCGAAAUUUGGUUCGAAAAAUUCGGAGAAAAAAAACGAAAAAAGGGAUAAAAGAAUUGCUCUCCCAACAAAAGCCACAGCAAUUUCACCUUCAAACGCUAUGGAUUACGUCCGGCAAUUAACUGGAAACCGUACAACGACUUUAGAAGUCCAACUAGGGCGUAGGAGGGGCAAUAACCCGGCAGAUGAUGCUAAGACAUCGCGGUUUAACUCUGAGAAUAAACUGAUGCGAAAAAUUUCCGCUCCCACAAAAUCUUCGCGAGGAGACGGAAAAUGGUCAAAUGAUCUUGACACGGCAAUGAAUUUGAACAGAAGACGCUCACAGCCAACGAUUGAUGAAAAUGAAGAGGUUGUUUCAGCAAUGAAACAUCGGUUGGAGCGAAAAAAACUUUAUCAAGAGAGUCGAAACCGAAGUGACAAUCUAGUAAAAUCAAAUGAUGAACUAAGCGAAAGGUAUCGAAGAAUUAAUCGCCGAUUUUCCGCUGAUGAUUUUAACAAACAUACAAGUGCAAUACAACGAGGAGCAAAGAUAUCAUCUCCCGCAUCCACAAAUGCUAACAAAAGUCCCAAGAUCGCUCGUCCCGUGAUCCGACCUCCCCGGAAAAGGAACAACCAUCCUCCAGGAUCAAACAGCAUCCAGUUCGACAGCGAGGAUGAUUCCGAAGCUCUUCCGGAUGAAAAGUCCCCUCCAGAGGAGAGGGAAGAUCAAAAUGAUGAAGAAGAGACAAAGACACAAGUUGGCAGGCGAGGGAGCGUUCCUGUGACGACUAUGACAGCCGCUAGGGGUCGUAUGAGAAGAAGAGCAUCUUCGCAUGAAACAGGGAACCCGCAUAAAAGAGCAGUCUCUGGCACCAGCAUAGAAAGCGGUUACAACACGAUGACCCCAUGUGACCACGAGGCAGGUGACAACCUGGGUCUCGAUAUAAAACUUCGUCAAGAAAGAAUAAGACAGAGCGAGAGAUACCGGGAAAUUUUGGAGAACCCCGAAAUUAUCACUUUUGGCCAAUGGAGGGUUAAACAAGAGGGAAACUAUGCUCCUGAAGAAAUGUACGGAGCCACGGAGCGAACUCGCAUCAGAUCUUCCACCGACAGCGACGCUCGUUCCCCCACUAGAGGGACGAAACCCCUCAUUGAGGAAAAUGGUUUUGGUGAUUGUGAUGUCAUAAAUGGGAAUGUUAACAACAAUGGAGCAGUCAUUACCAAGUCACAUGGUGUCAACAAUCAAGACAACAGCAGUGGUUCAGACACUGAUAGUUCCCAUGACACGUAUAAUGCUGAUGAAGAACAGAGUCUUAGUGUUUUUGACGACCUCCCUAGCUUAAACAGUACCGCUAUGAUGGCUGAUUACUCUGUAUCCUUAUGUAGCAAUGCUUCAGAUCUCCCAGCAGUGGAUGCAUCAGAACAUGAAGAGACACCGUCUCCUAUUACCCCAACACCAGCUCCAAAAGCUCCAAACAAAACUAUCAACAAGCUUUUGAAAGGAGGGUUGAACGGAAUCGUUGAUUCCCCCUUUUUCAGUCGUCCGUAUCAACAAUCAAGUCCUUUACGAGAACGAGUUGCCAGUGACGAUAUGAGCAAGUCCUCUGCUGCCUCCGGUGUUGAUUUAGCUGAGAGAAUGGAGGAAAUGUUAGUAGAGCAUAAGAUCGUGCGUGACGCGCUUGAACAGCUUUAUAAAAGUCUUGACAAAGAAGAACGCCAAAAAGAAAAGUUAGAAACAGAAAAUCGAAAACUGUGGCAGCAAAAUGUCGAUAUGACGAAAGAAGUUAUUCGGCUGACGAAACUAUUGGAUUCUAAACAAGAAUCAAAUCGCCAUGAAGCAAAACAACUAACAAAAGGUUUAACAAAAAGCAAAGAAAGUCAAACUGACCCACACUUGAUGAAAAAUACGUGGUAUAAAACUGAACUAAGGCUAUUCAACUAUAUUCAUGUCGCACACACAAGGUCCGUGGAAGGGGAAAUAAAAGAAGCAGCUGACCAUUUGAAAGAGGUUAAAGCACUGAAAGAAAAUUUCAACCAAAAAAUCGACGCAGCAGAGCAAAAACUUACCCAAUUGUUAAAAAAAGUAGAUUCGGAAGUCAAACACGGAAACAGUGACCCCACAUAACCCCUAACGCGACCUACAGUAACCUUAAUUCCUCAUAUUUAAUUAAAGCUUUAUAAUUUUACAGAAAUAUCAAAAAAUCGGUUUUAUUUCGCAAUUUUCAAUGUUGCUCUUUUUUUCGUGUUGCCAUUUCCUGUACUUUUUCCGAAUACUCAUUGGUAAAAAGCAAUGAGUUUUGCAUUGAGCAACACUGUUUCUGUGAUUUCUAUGUUCGUCGCAUAGUACGUUCUAAAAACCGUAGUAAUUUUUGAUUAUCGAAGUUUUUCUUCAAUAUGGGUACAGUUUCGUCACUGUCGCAAAACAAGGUACAUACUAUUUUGCUGUGACGUUACAACAAUACGCAAUAUAUAAAGCAACUGUCAAAGGUACUGGGUUCAAAUCUCACUGAAGUACAGUAGGAUGGACAUG
This is a messenger RNA of Ciona intestinalis (vase tunicate), 3402 nucleotides long. The record is from RefSeq and is a predicted model, not a curated record. Lineage: Eukaryota; Metazoa; Chordata; Ascidiacea; Phlebobranchia; Cionidae.